This is a messenger RNA of Panicum hallii, 1922 nucleotides long. Its product is annotated as cyclic dof factor 2-like. The record is from RefSeq and is a predicted model, not a curated record. NCBI's taxonomy places the organism in Eukaryota, Viridiplantae, Streptophyta, Magnoliopsida, Poales, Poaceae. Gene Ontology annotation, biological process: regulation of DNA-templated transcription. Gene Ontology annotation, molecular function: DNA-binding transcription factor activity; DNA binding. Bases 77 to 1528 code for a protein of 483 amino acids. The transcript is spliced from 2 exons.
UGUGACACAAAUUGGGCAAAUCUUUUUCCCCUUUCUGGCGUCGCCAACUCCACUUGUCGGAUCUUGCCCAUAUGGUAUGGAGCUCGCCGGAGCCGCGUCCCCUCGGUCGCCGGAAUCCCACGUGGCGCCGCCCCUCCCGCCUCCGCAGCCGCCGGAGAAGGACGCAUGCGAAAAUACAGGGGACACGGUUAUCACUGGGGAAAAGCCAUGCACACAUCAGGAGUUAGACCUUGGUCAGACAAAUAGUUCUAGCCUUAACAGUUCCAGUGAGUGUGAGAAUCAGGCACCUUGCAAUGACGAAAUGACUGGAUCAGAGUCCAAUUUGGAGACAGCCAAGACUGAGGGCGAUGUACCGAGUGGAGAGAAGGUCCUGAAGAAACCAGACAAGAUCCUGCCAUGCCCUCGUUGCAACAGCAUGGAUACAAAGUUCUGUUAUUACAACAACUACAACAUUAAGCAACCCAGGCAUUUUUGCAAGAGUUGUCAGAGGUACUGGACUGCAGGUGGGAGCAUGAGAAAUAUUCCUGUCGGUGCUGGUAGGCGCAAGAGCAAGAGCUCCAGUGCAAAUUGCCGCAGCAUAUUGAUUCCCGGCAGUAGUGCAGCCACUCCUGUGGGAGAGUCUACCCUCUUUCCAUUGCCUUUGCCUAUCAAUAGAAAUCAAGCAGCAGUUAACUUCGGUCCUGAUUCCCCUCUCUGCAACUCCAUGGCCUCGGUGCUGAAGAUUGGAGGGGAGCAGAGUAAUAAUGCCAACCCUGCCUCAACAGCACAGCCAAGAAACGGAGAAACCCUGACGUGCCCACCUUCUACGACAACAUCGGACGGUCCUCGGAGUGAAUCUCAUAAAGGAACAGUGAGUGCACAUCAAAAUGGAGUUGUUGGGCAUGGCAACGGGGUCACUUCCAUGCAUCCUAUACCAUUCUUCCCUGGCCCUCCUUUUGUGUACCCUUGGAGUCCAGCAUGGAAUGGCAUUCCUGCCGUGGCAGCACCAGUAUGCCCAGCCCCAGCAGAAGCAGCGAAUGCUUCAGAAAAUGGCAACGGUAGUAGUAAUGUUCAAUGGAAUGUUCCACCAAUGGUGCCGGUACUGCCACCAGGAUUUUGCGGUCCACCUAUUCCAGUUCCGGUAAUGCCAUCUUCAGUUUGGCCAUUCAUUACGCCUUGGCCUAAUGGAGCAUGGAGCACGCCAUGGCUCGGACCUGGCGUGUCAGCAUCAUCUCCCACAAGCAGCAGCACAUGUUCAGAUAGCGGGUCACCUGUCCUGGGGAAACACUCAAGGGACUCCAGACCUCAAGGUGACGAGAAGGCAGAAAGAUGCCUGUGGAUUCCGAAGACGCUGCGGAUCGACGACCCCGAUGAAGCUGCAAAGAGUUCAAUCUGGACCACCCUUGGGAUUGAACCUGGUGACAGAGGCAUGUUCAGACCAUUCAGAUCCAAAGCUGAGAACCGGGAGCAGAUAUCCAGCACCGCCAAAGUCCUGCAGGCAAAUCCAGCGGCUCUAUCACGCUCACAAUCUUUUCAGGAGACAACAUGAUAUUAUUAAACCUGUGUGAUAUAAUUGAAAGACGCUAUAUUAAGAAAAAAAAUUAAUAUUCUGUGUACAAUGAUUGGCAACGUAGGUGCUGCUAAUGUCCAAGGUAGCACACACCUGUACUGUUGGAAGAGCAUGUGUCCUCCCAUUUUCCGUGAUUUGCUCGUAGAGCAUGCGCCAACAUAUUGGGGGUCAUGGUAAGGUUUCCAGCAUGUGAUUGGUUGUACGAGAAUAAUUGUUAAUAGCUUCCCCUGAAUCAUUAUGUUACCGCUGAUCCUGCAGUAGUGCAGUAUACGGCCAUGGUAUAUUUCCUGUUUAUUAGGGGCAGUGUUGAGAAGAAAGCUCUCCCUGAUACGAGGUUUAACUCUGAAGAAAUAUGGUUAGCCGUUCCGUACUA